AGCAGCAGGGUGCAAGUCACUGGCAGAGGGUCGUCGGUUCAUCCAGGCUCAUUACAAGAACAACCCUGCCGCUGCCGCUGCUGCUAUUGCAUGCCUUCCACCCUCCGCCACAGUGUCCCGCUUCUUCUUCUCCAAUCUGCCACUUUUCCCUCCCUUGCCACUUGCGCCACCAGCCAUCAGCACAGCAUCACUAGGAGGCGCUUCAGCAGCUCUUGACAUCUCCUCCCACCCAGGAUGCGACCUGCUGUCACCCAAGGAGCGUGAGCUGUGCACACACAUGCGCCUGCUGCCAGCACACUACCUCUGGGCCAAGCAGCACACUACCUCCGGGCCAAGCAGGUCAUCUUGCCGCAAGCAGCCGUGUCAGGGGGGUCAUUUCACGGGCAGCGGUGCACCGACUCUUUCGCCUGCUCAAUCCACCACUGGCAACAUGUGUGUUCCCUGCUGCCUCGUUUCUUACACCAACCAUUCUCCCACCUACACCCAUCAGGUCAUCUUACAGCAAGCAGCACUCUCAGGGGGAGCCAUCUCACGAGCAGCAGUGCACCGACAAGCAGCACUCUCAGGGGGAGCCAUCUCACGAGCAGCAGUGAAUCGACUGUUCCGCCUGCCUCCCGCCACUACUGACAACAUGUGUGUGCCUGGCCUUGUUUCUCACACCAUCCUCCCCUCGUCCGCCCAUCCCAUCAGGUCGUCCUACAGCAAGCAGCCCUGUCAGGAGGCUCCAUCUCACGAGCAGCGGUGCACCGACUCUUCCGCCUGCCCCCCGCCACCACUGAUGCCAUUUUUAGACUCUUUCUGGGAGCUGGCUGGAUUGCUGAAGCUGGGGGGAACAGUGCUGGUGGUGGGAUGGGAGGGGCAAUGGUGA
This is a messenger RNA of Closterium sp. Naga37s-1, 868 nucleotides long. The record is from the annotation of a GenBank genome assembly. Lineage: Eukaryota; Viridiplantae; Streptophyta; Zygnematophyceae; Desmidiales; Closteriaceae.